AGAUGAUGAUGACGCAGAAGGAUAUUAGCGCUGCCAGUUUGUUUGUUUGUUUAUAAUCCAUCUUCCGAGCAUUGGACAGUAAACAACGGCAUAGUCGGAAAUAUAAAGUUCAAAUAUCCAACAUCAGACUUUAACUCAGUGUAAUCCGGACUAACUACAGUUUAAGCAGCGCGAUACUUACAUAGUGCGUAUAGAAGUAUGGAAGUUCAUCCGUAAAAAUCCCGCGAAUAUUCUCAUCCUAAACGUGACGAAGACUUGUUUCAACACGAACAGGAAUAACUCCAGGUGUUACAACUGAGAUCUGAGUGAUAAAUCAUUGUAAAAUGAUGUUUAUUAAAGAAGAGAGUGAGGACAUGAGUUAUCCAGAACCAUGCAGUUCAAAUGCCAUGAAAGAUGAAGAGACUGAGGAACAAAGAGAUCUGAUGCAAGUGAAAGAGGAAAGUCCAGAACUGAAUGAAGUGGAAGAGAAACACCAUCCAUAUCAGACACUUUAUUGUUUCAAAACAAAACAUAAGUCUUUUAGUGACUCACAGACUGAAAAUCAUUUAUCACAAAAAAGAACUAAAAGAACAAGAGUAAAACAUUCUUUCACCUGUCAUCAGUGUGGAAAGAGUUUUGGACAUAAAGCAGAUCUUAAGCGUCACAUGAGUAAUCACACUGGAGAGAAGCCUUUCACCUGCCAUCAUUGUAUGAAGAGUUUCAAACGCAAAGAAAAUCUUACUAGGCACAUAAGAAGUCACACUGGUGAGAAGCCUUUCACCUGCCAUCAGUGUGGGAAUACUUUUACACGUAAAGCAAGUCUUCAUAAGCACAUGAGAAUUCACACUGGAGAGAAGCCUUUCACAUGCCAUCAGUGUGGGAAGAGUUUCAGACAGGCAUGUAAUCUCAAAACUCAUCUGUCCUUGCACUCUGGAGAAAAGUUAUAUAGCUGUGAUCAGUGUGGCAAAACAUUUUCUUCAACAUCAAUCUUGAGAACUCACCUGAAAAGUCAUGCAGAAGAGAAGCCCUACUUGUGUUCAGUUUGUGGAAAGAGUUUUUCACAGCUGCACACUUUAAAAGAGCACCAGAACAUACAUACUGGUGUGAGAGAUCAUGUGUGCUCGGAGUGUGGGAAGGCUUUUCACAGAGCUUUCGACUUGGAACGUCACAAAAGAAUCCAUACUAGAGAAAAACCUUACAAGUGUUCACAUUGUGGAAAGAGUUUCAGUCAGUCAGGAGCCCUGAAAGCACAUGAGAGAGUGCACACUGGAGAGAAGCCAUACCACUGCACUUCAUGUGGGAAGAGUUUCACUAGUUCAGGAAGCCUGAAAAAACAUCAGACAAUGCAUACUAGUGAGAGGCCGUACCAUUGUAGUUUGAGUACAUUUACCGUACAUGGGCAGUAAGAAUCUACCACAGGUUUUUGAGUUGUCGAGCUAAAGCCUUAAUCUCUCUGUCCAAGUAUAGAUGACAUUAUACGAAUCUGUGAACAAAGGAGGUCAGCUGAGAAAGUGACAGAUGCUUUUUGGUUGACCUUUUCAUAGUAGCGGGUUGAAGUCAGCUACAGUGAGAGCACACAACAACACAGGUACAACAACAUGGAAAAUGUUACAGCCAUGUGCAUUUCUUACAUUUGUUACGUGUUGAUUUUGGUGCUGAUCAGACGUACGUUAUAUGUUGUACUUGUGGGGACGUCCAAAGGCAGAAGAUGACACUAUUUGCUCCUGGAUUGUUCUAGCUAUACGAGCUCUGCUUUGCUUUACUUUUAUCCUUUUAAUCACUGUGUAAAGUGUAAUAAUAUUUAGACUGAGGAUAGAUGUUGUGAAAAAAAUAGACGAUUAAGAAAAUAUAUGUUUUGUCUAUUUUCCUAGUGAUCGCUGGUAUUUGUUGUCUGAAUACUUAAAUAGUUCAGUAUCUGUACCUGUCAUUUGCUCAUGCUGCAUAUUCAAUAAAAAUCAUGCUUUCUGCCUCAUUAUA
Molecule: messenger RNA, 1956 nt
Organism: Myxocyprinus asiaticus (Chinese sucker)
Lineage: Eukaryota; Metazoa; Chordata; Actinopteri; Cypriniformes; Catostomidae
Product: gastrula zinc finger protein XlCGF8.2DB-like
Exons: 2
Coding region: 324-1385 (353 amino acids)
Biological process (GO): regulation of cytokine production; regulation of immune system process; negative regulation of transcription by RNA polymerase II
Molecular function (GO): DNA-binding transcription factor activity, RNA polymerase II-specific; RNA polymerase II cis-regulatory region sequence-specific DNA binding
Source: RefSeq, a predicted model, not a curated record